CACUCCUACUUGAAUAGCUUCGCAGAUGCUGUUCGAAAUCUGUUGGUGGAUGUGCCUAAGGAUCAUACCCGUGAUAGGUUGGCCGCCACUGCGAUUAAGUUCUUAACUGCAGUGAAUACCAGUGUCCACCAUGCUUUCUUCAGAAACGAUGAUGUGAUACGACCGAUUUCUAAAAACAUUGUGAUCCCCGAAUGUUCGUUUAAGGAAGGAUGAGUGGAUGACGAAGAUCUUUUUGAUAUGAAUUUUAUAGAGCAUGUCAGGAGAGAUGUGGAGGGUAGCGAUCUCGACACAAGAAGGAGGAUUGCGUGUGAAUUGCUGAAAGGGUUUGCAAUGAAUUACACGGGGCAGGUAACAGCUAUAGUUUCUGCUCAUGCUGCUAAUCCAACGGUGAAUUGGAAAAACAAGCACUGUGCAAUGUAUCUAAUUGUGUUUCUAGCGAGCAAGAAAUCUAGGGGGGGUCGAUGUUUUAGCUGAUGACAUAGUUAAUGGUGAAAACUUCUUUGUCUCAGAAAUAAUUCCUGAGUUACAGAGCCAGGAUAUUAAUCCAUAUCCACUGCUCAAAGCUGGUGCCCUUAAGUUCUUCAGAGUGUUUAGAAAUUAGUUACCAAAGCAUCUCGCGAUUCAGUUGCUCCCAGAUUUGGCUCGGUUCCUUGGGACAAAGUCGAAUGUAGUUCACUCUUUUGCUGCCUGUUGUACAGAGAAACUACUACGGUCAAGGAUGAUGGAGCCCGGGCAAGGUAUACUGUAGCUGAUUUGUGUCCAUUCAUUCUAGUGCUGAUGAAUAACCUUUUUAAUGCACUGAAGGUUUAAUAGUCUGAAGAGAAUCAGUAUAUCAUGAAAUGUAUCAUGAUAGUGAUUGGUGUGGUAGAAGUGUAUCAAGUUUGUGAAAAUCCCAAAAACCCCAUCUUCAACCACUAUCUCUUUGAGUCAGUAGCCGUUCUUGUGAGGCGAGCAUGUAACCGGGACAUCUCUCUCGUACCAGCUUUUGAAGCAAGAUUAUUCCCGAGCCUUGAAAUGAUCUUGACCAAGAAUGUGGUUGAAUUCUUUCCUUAUGCUUUUCAACUCUUGGCCCAGCUGGUUGAGUUGAAUCAGCCUCCUAUUUCUCCUGGUUACAUGCAGGUCUUUAUGCUCCUUCUCACUCCUGAACUAUAGAAUACAGAUUCAAAUUUUCCUGCCCUUGUGCGUCUACUUCAGUCUUUCCUCCUGAAAGCACCACAUGAGCUUAACCAAGAAGGGAGGCUGAGCCAGGUGCUUGGAAUUUUCGAGCGGCUUGUAUCAUCUCCUAGUACCGAGGAAUGAGGCUACCAUCUUCUAAAUACUGUUAUUGAGAAUCUUGACUUUGCCAUUAUCUCUCCAUACAUGGUUCACAUCUGGGCUGCCCUAUUCACCUGCCUGCAGAAGAAGAAGACGGUAGAGUUUACCAAGUCUCUCGUGAUCUUCAUGUCGUCGUUUCUGAUCAAGCAUGGUCCUGCAAACCUCAUUGACUCGAGAAUUCAGUUCAAGCUGGCAUAUUCGCUAUUAUUCUGAACAAGUUCUAGAUUCCGAAACUCAAGUUGAUUACCAGGCACAUUGAGGUCAAGUUAGUCGCUGUUGCAUCGUGCAGACUCAUCUGCGAAUCUCCUGUUCUCAUGGAUCCAGCAGCUGCUUGCCCUUGGGGCAAAAUGCUGGACAGCAUUGUCGCACUUCUCUUCAAGCCAGAGGAGCGCAGAAGGUGGCCUAUGCUGCAGCGUCUGUCAAUCUUUACAAUGCUGGGAAGGAGGAUGAUCCUCUGAAGUACAUGAAAGGAACCCAAACAAUUCUUGACGGCUUCACUGUCGAGGCCUUCGGCCAUUUCCCCUGGAAGGUUCCUGCAGAUAAUCAAUCAGAACCUCGAUUCGGCAAAUCAGAAUGCAAUGCAGUGAUGCAACAACUCUCCAGUUGUUUGACAUGGUAUGCAGAGACACAUACAGGUUUGAUAUAUUCUUGGCAGAAAAAUGUUCCCUUGUAUUUUUUAUUAGGGGAUCGUAUCCUUCGUUUUUGUGUCGUUUCAAAUUUGUGUUAUGACGACAAUUUUAGAGUUCACAUUCGAAGUACCUUACUCUAUAAGUUCGAAAAAGCGAGCAAUCCAAAUUUUAUUUCGACUUAUGUUAUUGUACAUUAGUUGUUGACCGAUUCCUUUUGAAAUAAUGAGAAAGAAAAUUGUGCUGAGCUAACCAUUUCUUUUUUCUGUGUUUCUCCAGACGCCAGCCAUUUUUGGAAUAAAAAUGUAGAUACGAAGAAUAUGAAAAGGAUUAGAGAGAGAGGGGGUAGGGACAACUACUACUACGGUGGCCAUGUGCCCACCGCCAGCGGGAUUGACAGGGCAGGGGUUUCCUCUUGACGUCAACAACGGCGACAUCAAUGAAUGUUCGGUAUGUGUAAUUCUUGCUUCAAAUUUUGUGACGAAAAUGCAGGUUACAAUGUUCAUAUUUUCACACUUAUAUUUCGAGUUAACGCAAAAAUGCUCUAAUUGAAGUAUUCAGAUAAGGCAUCAAAUGAUUUUCGUACUAACCUUAGACACUCUUGAGAUCCUUUUUUUCAAAUCAUCUCCUUCCAUCUCGAAUUAUCGAAUCACGAGAUAAAUAAAUUGACACAUCGAAUUAGGUACAAAGUUGUAAAUACUAAACUAAACAUCGGAGUUGAGAAAUAUUGCCGGGGAGCAAGCAGCUGUCAGUGGCAACUUCCCCCUUCCCCGCCAUUCUCGGCGCAUUUGCAGAUUGCAAUUGCCGCGUUAAAGCGGGACCCGCCCGGCCGCAGGAUUGUUGGUCCCCAGCGCAGCAUUUAGCAGCAGCAACCAGAGAGUACCAGGCCAGACCCCCAUUUCGCUUCCACCAAAUUGCUUCUUCUCUGUUUCUGCAACAGAAAAGGAAAAAUGGAAGAAUAAAAGCUUCCUCCCGGCAGCUUAAUUCUACUCCGAAACUAUUCCUACCUGCAUUAAUAAAUAAAAUCCCCAAGUUGGAAAAGCCAUCCAUUUCUCCGCCACAAAGUUCCAAUCUUGGCAAAGAUUUUCACAAACCCACAUGCCCCAGCGACCGCUUUUCCCUUGGUUGUGUGGCUCUUUUUAUAUGUUUUCCUAUUCUUGCUCUGGAGCUGUGUGGGGACUUAUUAUUUUCCAGUUUCUCCAUUUGGGCUGAGGUAAAAUGACAGGCUGAUCACCAGCCUGGACAGUGCUGUUUGUCGUUAAGCUGCUGUGAUGGUUGCCCACUCGCUCACUACAUAUGCAUUUAACGGCUUCCUCCCCACCUGGGUUUUUCGGUUUUCUCUUUCUCCCCCCCUCCUUCCCUUCCCCUUCUUUCCCCCAAUUCGAAAUGCCCACCAGGUGUUCGAUCUUUUGACUCAGAGAAGCUUCAAUUCCCCUAUCUCUCCGGCAGCUUCUUCACAUUUCUGCCCCCUCUUCGAGGUAAGGGGUCUGCAUACUCUGGCAGCAGGGGUCUUUCCUCUCUCAUACCAUUUCUAGAUUAUUUGUUGCAGUCUCCUGCAGAGGUAUUUUGAGUUCUGUAGUUGGAGUCUAAUUUUGGGGCAGGAUUGUGAGGAGGUCUCCAAUUUUUUAGCUUAGAGAAAUUUAGGCUUUCUUUUGGGAUUUGUGUGUGUUUACUGGUGGGAAUGGUGAAGAUGAAGCUAGAAGCUUCGUUUUCGAUACUGCUUGUAAUUGUUUUGGUGGAGUUCAUUGGUCAGAAUGGAUCACUGGCCGCCUUCACUCCACCUGAUAACUACCUGAUUGCUUGUGGUUCAACCAAAGAUGUCACUUUCCAAGGCAGAACUUUUGUUCCUGAUUCUGAGCAUCCCUCUCUCUCAUUAAAGACUGCAACUUCCAGUGGUAGUAAUGUUACUACCUCAAAUGCAAGCUUCCCAUCUCCGAUCUACCAGUCUGCUCGUAUCUUCUCCAGCGUUGCUACUUACAGCUUCGACAUUCAGCAACAGGGUCGGCAUUGGAUCCGCCUUUACUUCUACCCCAUUCCGGGCUCUGCCCAGAACUUGACGUCUGCAUCCAUCUCCGUCGUCACAAAGGACUAUGUGCUCUUGCACAAUUUUGCAUUCAAGAACUACAACGGCACUUACAUGUUCAAGGAGUAUUCAGUCAAUGUGACUUCAGACACUUUGGCCCUUUCUUUCAUUCCUUCAAACAACUCGGUGGCCUUUGUCAACGCCAUUGAAGUUGUUUCUAUCCCUGAUGCAGUUCUCCCUGACCAAGCUUGGACUCUCAACCCCUCCACCUCUGUUGAUGGCCUUUCUGAUCUGGCUUAUGAAACCGUUUACCGGUUGAACAUGGGCGGACCGUUGAUCACCUCUGAAAACGACACUCUGGGGAGAGUGUGGGAGAAUGAUGCUGAGUAUCGUCAUGUCAACAACUCUGCUGUGGAUGUUUCGACCAAUCCUUCAUCCAUAAGGUACCCUGCUGCACUUAAACCAGAGACAGCUCCAAACAUGGUCUAUGCCACUGCUGUUGCCAUGGGAGAUCCGAGUGUCACGAAUGCGAACUUCAACAUGACUUGGGUUCUUCCAGUCAACCCAAACUUCAGGUACUUGGUUCGAGUCCAUUUCUGUGACAUCAUCAGCAGAGCUCUGAACACUCUAGUGUUCAACCUUUAUGUAAAUGAUGAUCUCGCCCAAGGCCUCGAUCUCUCAACGAUCACUGGUGGGUUGGGUGUACCAUACUACCGUGACUUUGUCUCCAACUCAUCGACAGAGUCACCCGAUACAUUGAUGGUCAGUGUUGGUCCUGAUACAACGGCAGACAUCACCAACGCAACCAUGAACGGGCUGGAGAUAUUGAAGAUCAGCAACGAUGUCAAAAGCUUGGAUGGGGUUUCCUCAGUGGAGAGUCUCACUCCACAAUCCCAUUCAAGGAGCCAUAAUGUAGGAAUCAUAAUCGGUUCCACAUUUGGAGCUAUAGCUGCAUUCGUCAUACUCGGUCUCUGCUGCAUCUGCAGGAGAGCUGGCAAGAAGGCCCCUCAUCAGCAGCAGGGGGGACAUUCAUGGCUGCCUUUACCCUUAUACAGCAUCUCCCAGACCAUUUCAAAAAUGUCCACAACUUCACACAAGAGUGCCACAGCCAGCUGCAUCUCACUGGCUUCCACAAACCUCGGCCGAUUCUUCUCAUUCCAGGAAAUCAUGGAGUCGACCAACAAGUUCGACGAGAGCCUCCUUCUCGGGGUUGGAGGGUUCGGGAGAGUCUACAAAGGAACCUUAGAAGAUGGCACUAAUGUUGCAGUCAAGAGAGGAAACCCAAGAUCAGAGCAAGGAAUCACAGAAUUCAGAACCGAGAUCGAAAUGCUGUCCAAGCUCAGACAUCGACACUUGGUCUCUCUCAUCGGCUACUGCGACGAGCGCUCUGAAAUGAUCCUCGUCUACGAGUACAUGGCCAAUGGUCCGCUGAGAAGCCAUUUGUACGGUGCAAACUUGCCAUCCUUGUCCUGGAAGCAACGGCUUGAAAUCUGCAUCGGAGCCGCCAGAGGGCUGCACUAUCUCCACACAGGCGCAACUCAGAGCAUCAUUCACAGAGACGUCAAGACGACCAACAUCCUCCUCGACGAGAGCUUCGUGGCCAAAGUCGCCGACUUCGGGCUGUCGAAAACCGGGCCGGCCAUCGACCAGACCCACGUCAGCACCGCCGUGAAGGGCAGCUUCGGCUACCUCGACCCCGAGUACUUCAGAAGGCAGCAGCUGACCGAGAAAUCCGACGUCUACUCCUUCGGCGUGGUCCUAAUGGAAGUGCUCUGCACUCGGCCGGCUCUGAACCCUGUUCUCCCGAGGGAUCAAGUGAACAUAGCAGAGUGGGCGAUGACAUGGCAGAAGAAGGGAAUGCUGGCCCAGAUCAUGGACAAGAACCUCGCCGGGAAAGUAAACCCGGCGUCGCUGAAGAAGUUCGGCGAGACGGCGGAGAAGUGUCUGGCCGAGUACGGUGUCGAUCGACCGUCGAUGGGGGACGUGCUGUGGAACCUCGAGUACGCGCUGCAGCUGGAGGAGACUUCGUUGGCCGCGGCGCUGACUGAGGCCGACGACAACAGCACGAAUCACAUACCGGGGAUCGCCUUGACGCCGGUGGAACAGUUCGAUAACAGCGUGAGCAUGAUGGUCGAUGGAGGCGGGAAUUCGGGGACGGACGACGACGGCGAAGGUGCCACGACCAGUGCUGUGUUCUCGCAGCUGGUUAAUCCACGGGGGAGAUAGGUACAUUACAGACUUACAGUGAUUGAUUCGAGAUUUGUUGUGUUGUUAAGUGUAUUUUGCUUCUGUUACAUUUUUUUUUUUUUUUUUGUUUCUUCUUACUUACAUGACGGAAUUGGAGGUGGUAUAGGUUGGUUACUUGUUAAAGGGUCUGUGACAAUAGAUGAGGAGGGUGGUGGUUAAUUGUUCCGUGGCUAUAUGGUUGAAGAAAAGUGUAUCAUAGAGAAUGAUUUUUGUGAUUGUCGCUUAGCAGAACAGGGUUUGGGUGGCUGUCAGCUCCAUGUUACUCUUGUCUGACGACAUUAGUGCCAGACAUUUCAGUGCAAAUAAGACAAUUGUUCAUACUUUCUCAUCGGCUUUGAUUCGAGAGCAAAUGUAUGUACAAUAACAUUUGCCCAUGUUUUAUCUAUUCUCUUAUACCAAGUCAAAAUUGCUCAGUGAGGCGCUGGCAUGUACAUGUGGUAGGUGGAUUUUGAUUCCCCUCUCCUAAACUCUCGCCAAGAUGGAAGGAAAACAGAUUGAGCAAAAAAGUCAAGAGAGGGAGGGGUUAAUUGCAUGUUUGGUCAUUGAGAUUAUAAAAAAUGUUCCUGUUUGGUCACUGAAAAUAUUUAAAUUCAAUUUUGGUCACAUAAAUUAGUUAAAUGGUUCAAGUUUGGUCACUCUUCGUCCAUUUCUGUUAACUCUACCUUACGUGAUAGUCAACUUUCAUAGUUGACCGUUAAAAACGUGACGUGGCAAUUAAAAAAAUAUUAAAAAAAAUAUAUCUUUUAUAUUUUUCACCUCAUUAUUACAUUCAUUAAACAAAAAUCUAAUAAUUCUUCUAUAGCUAAAAGCCAAGUUUUUUGGCUAGGAAGACACUAGGUGUUGACAUCAGUCCAAACACCCAGAAAUACCCAUACUACUUUUCCAUCUAUUACAAGUUUGCCAUUCGUGUUCCACAUUACCCUGAAAAUUGUGAUCGCGCUUUUUUUUUUUGUCUCCUCUGCCUGCGGCCACCGCAAUAGCUAAUGCCUUCUCCGUAUCUGAGCUCAGUAAAGUGGAUUCGGCUUGAAAAAUAGAAAAUGAAUAGAAAUCAUCACUUGUCUUUUAUAAAAGAUCAACUGUCGCCACGUCUGUCCGAAGCCACCGCUGCCUUCCGGGUUCAUUCCGCUGCCGUCCUCCUGUCUGCACCUCUGACUGUGCAACUCGCCGUCAUUGAUUCUCUUGAUCUCUUUCCCUCGCUCCUGGAUCCGGCUGACUGUCGUCCUCUUGUCUGCGCCCUCCUCCCUUAGACCCUCAAUAACGUGGUAGAUCUCCUCUCCUGGUUAUCGAUUUGGAGAGAGGCCAUUCAACCACAACUUUUCCUGCUUCUAUUUCACGUCGGAGACCAGCAGAUCUGCAACCAUGGAAUCUCCAACAAAAAAUCAAAUACAUGUCAUUCAUCAAUGCUAUGAUAGGAGUGACGAGAAGAACAAGGAACCUUGAAGCUUCCGUGGGAUGGUGGCUGGAGUUACGAUUCAAAAUUAGGGAGUUUUUUUGCGGCAGAGGAGCGCGAUUAUGUGGUAGCGACGGUGGAGAUAUUUUGGGGAAGAGAGGAAAUUUCUUCUAUUCCAGCAAAGGUUGCCUUCGCUGUAGUCAAUUUCUUCAACAUCGGUCGAUGUUGUUGGAUGUUUCCCGCUUGCAUUGUCUAUCGCUAUAGGUAGUGCGGAGGAGGAUUAGAAGCAUCCAGAUGUGGCGGCGGUUGAAAUGAUAGCCGGACGCCAGAGAGGAGUAUCGCAAGCUGUGGCGAAAUGAGGGAAUGUCACUGCCGGGCCGGAGUUGGGUUAUGGUGGUGGUGAAGUUGGGUCGGGUAGGGUAGGGGUUGUGUAAGAAAAGAAAUUAGGAUUUUUUUAAUGAAUGUAAUAAUGAGGU
Messenger RNA from Linum trigynum, 8076 nucleotides. The record is from the annotation of a GenBank genome assembly. NCBI's taxonomy places the organism in Eukaryota, Viridiplantae, Streptophyta, Magnoliopsida, Malpighiales, Linaceae.